CAGCAUACGUGAAGAGUUAAUACUCCCCCUUAUGUGACGGGGUGAACUACAAACGAUCGACGAUGGGACAACGAAAUUCGUCAGCUAGGUUAGAAGUAACCACACCACAAUCUGUGCUGCCAGUACGUCGGGAAAUCGUCGAAAUUGUCUACGACGACGUCGCUGAUAGUGAGGGAUUCAGGGUAAACGCCACUUCUGGAUCAUGUGAUGUACAGACAUACGCUAACGUUUCUAAUAAUAAUCUACACUACCCUUUGAAUAGACUGAUUGAAACAGAUAAAUGGAAUUUGGGACAAACUUCUAAUUCGGAAAUUCAUCUACACUCAUCAAACGGCUGUUCGGUCAAGCCUUUGGAAGAAGCUUCACAACCCACGCCAUAUGAUGUACCGUACAAAACGGACAUAAAAAAAGCGUCAGCUGAAAUUUCACACAAAGCGGAAGUCGAUCGAGUCAUAAAAGAGUUGCAAAAUACCCAUUUGGAGAAUGAGCCUUCCAAACCCGAAAUAUACGAAAAAUGCGUUCCGGGAAAUACCUACAAUCAUUUUACUAGGGUGGAUAGUGAAUCCAGUCUGUUGUCACAAGAUAGUGGCAAACCUUUUUCGAAAGACGAAGUUCCCCCAAAUACUGGUAGGCAUAAAAGUAUUUGGCGUCGACUGAAGUUCCAUUCCAAGUAUUCAUCCACCGAUAGCAUGUGUUCCCAGUUUAACAAUACUUUUAGCCAGAACAUGAGUGCAAUCAAGUCAAUUCCAAACAAAAUCAACUCGAAUCCACCGAUGGAUUUCCACCCUAACCCUCCUCCCCCUCCUGACGAAUGCAGCCUAGAAAAAGCGAAUAGUCCUCGACUCGUAGCUGAUUUUACACACGAUUUAAAACCGACAUUGAAUGCAGGAGAUAUGGGACAAUUUGAAACUGGUUCAAUGAACCUUCAUUUUAAACGACAAACCGAAGCAUUCACAUCUGGUCUGCUCGGAAGAAAUAGAUCCAUGGAUUUUGCUACGUCUCAUUUGUUCAGUCAACGGACAAUAGGUUCACAUCGACUUCUGCAUAGGGAUUGGCGAAAUGAUUCACGCUUUAACCACGGGUUCGAGCCGGAAUGGCACGUCAAUAGAAACAACCACAAAUGUUCCCUCUCUAUUAGAUCUUCUACUCCUUCAAUCGGCCCCCCAACUCCAUCUGGCCUAACAGUAAUCACUUUGGAUAGGAGUUUCAAACAGAAGGAUACAUCAAAUCCUUUAAUAGACACACUUCAGUGGAGCGAGAGAAUGUCUACUUUCCCUCCGGCGACGGAAGCGAUUCCGGACUGUUUGCAGCUGAUGAAUUACCAGGAUUAUAUCAAAGUAAAGAGAAGGUCAAGUACGCGGAGAAAGGCAGACAUUUUCAUUGGAGGCAACGUGACAAAUCCCAGAAAAACAACAAAGCGACUUACUCAUACGUCCAACUUCAGCCGCUCUCUAUCGUCCAAGACUAUCAAUUCACUUCCAAAUGCCACACAACUGCAAAUUUAUAGUUACCAAUUUUGGGUUCGUUCCGGACCGUCUGUUGAAAGAGUUUUCCAUAAUCCCCGAGACCGCCGAAUCGAAUCGAUCGGACGACUAUCCGAUUGUCGGAUUCGGUUGACCACGCAGAUUAGACGCAGUCCGAAAGGAUUUGCCCAGCGCCUGGUCAGCGUUAUUGCACCGAACGCCGACGCUUUACGCAAAUGCUGUAAAAUGUUUGAUGACAAAUUCCCGCAGUUUUUUGCGACAUCCGGUGGUUUGUUUUUCGAUCAAAACAGUAUGGUCCAACAUGUUUCCUGCCCAGGUUUACAACAGCAGAUUUGUACUUUACCUGAGAGUCAGGUCGGAGAAGGGACGGUCAAUGGCCAAUUUGGACUUAACAUACACGAAAUGCGAAAUUCGGUUGAUCGAAUCAAUAUAAACAAGCCAGACUAUUGCAUUGUUCCACGGAAUAUCUGUCAACGCUUCCCAGGGUUUCGGUAACACAACUGAACCUUUUGAAACAUCAAACUUCAUGAUUGCUAUAUUCCUGAACUUGAAAAAUGUUAGUCCAAAACCUACAGACCAAUAUUAUCGUGUAAACCAUGAAGGCUCUG
Messenger RNA from Opisthorchis viverrini, 2092 nucleotides. RefSeq lists its product as hypothetical. Bases 63 to 1979 code for a protein of 638 amino acids. Lineage: Eukaryota; Metazoa; Platyhelminthes; Trematoda; Opisthorchiida; Opisthorchiidae. The record is from RefSeq and is a predicted model, not a curated record. The transcript is spliced from 2 exons.